ACCCAAGGUUCUGAAGAUUUACACCUAUGCUUUCUUCUAAGAGUUUUAUAGUUUUAGCUCUUAUGUUUAGAUCUUUGUUUUAUUUUGAGUUAAUUUUUGUUAUUUAUUGUGAGAUGGGGAUCCAUUUCAUUCUUUUGCGUGUGGAUAUUUAGUUGUCCCAGCACCGUUUGUUAAAAAAAACCAUUCUUUCCCCACGGAAGGAGUUUCUGAAUUGUUCAGAUGGUUAACACGCUUAGCUGCCCUAACCAGAAGUAUGGAGUUCUGAGUCCACACAGAGGUGCCUCAGAAAAAUCAGCCAUCGAAAACCCUGUGGGGCACAGUUCCUUUCUCACAUACAUGGGGUUGCCAUGAGUCAAAAUCGACUUGAUGGCAGCUGAGUGUUUUUUACUGGUUUCCCUACUGAAUGGUCUUGGCAUCCUUGUCAGAAAUCAAUUGAUCAUUUAUUUCUGCACUUUCAGUUUUAUUUUAUUGAUCUGUAUGUUUAUCUUUAUGCCACUACCACACUAUCUUGUUUACUGUAGCUUUGUAGCAAAAUUUGAAAUUGAAAAGUGUGAGUCCUCCAACGUCUUUUUCAAGAUCGCUUUGGCUGUUCAGGGUCCCUUGCAUUUCCAUAUGAAUUUUAGGAUCAGCUUGUCAAUUUCUGUAAAAAACCAGCUGGAAUUCUGAUAGGGAUCUCAUUGAAUCUGUACAUCACUUUGGGGAGUACUGCCAUCUUAACAAUAUUAAUUCUUCCAAUCCAUGAACAUGAGUUGUCUUUUCAUUUAUUUAGGUUAAUCCUAGUAAAUUAAUCCCAGUAAUUUAGAGAUGAAGGAUUGAGGAUGUUCUCCUCAUGAAUAUUCUAGAGGACAUUAUCUGUUUUAUUGGAAGCAAUCAGUAAGUAUGUCUGGAAUGAAUGAAUUAACCGCUCUCUUUAAGGGAGAUACUUACGAGUUGCUGAUGGAGAAAUGGUAUUGGAAUAUUAGAACUUCUUUGUGUGGACCCCAUAUUUUCUUUACCAAAUGGAGCUGAGGAUCCUGGGUGGAUAAACUCAACAAGGGGACUUGGGGUUGGGGAGACUGGUUUGUAAGUGAAAAUCAAUGGAUGCCAUGAUUCCCUUUGUUGAGAAGAACUCCUAUGCUCAAAUUAACAAAGAGGGAUUCUGGUUUACUUAAAAAAACCAGUGAGUGGGGCAAAGGUAGGAGAGAGUGGAAUUUAGAUUUGGUGUGUAGACCUUUGGUUAUCAUGUAAAAGAGAUUUGGACAGGAGCUUUGUGCCAGAAUGAGAGUGCUCUGGCUUGUUCACCCUCCUUCUUAUUCCUUUUGUCUUCUGUGUGUCACUGUUUUCCAUUGUCUUGCCAUCACAUGGUUACCUUGUGGCUUCUUCAGAAUCCUCGUUGGACUUGUCAGUAGAGGCCACCUCCAAGGUUCUUUUCUUACCUGUUGGUUUUCUCGGCAUUCUUUAUUAGGAUCUUGCAUUUCAGGUGUUGCUCAAGUCACUCUUGACAAGCCAGCUGGUGGCCAGUUCCUCCAAAGGCUGGACAGCGAGGCUACAGGGAGCAAAAGUUUUCUAGCUUGAUUUGGCAGCUGGGUAGAGAGGGCUGAAUGGAGGUCUUCAGAAGCAGCAGCUUCUUGCACCUUUCCUUUGGAUGCAUUGCUGCUAUCUGUUGUUUUGCAGGAUAUGUCAGCUGCUAUUGAAAUCCAGGCAGAUUUGUUUUUUCCGUAAGUUGGAAAAGUGCUUUGGAAAGCACAAUAAGGUGGUAUCGUUUCACAGUCUCAUGUGAGUUUUAUGACUCUGGUGGAGUUGCUCCCACUUUUUGCUUGCCACAGACACUGCUGUCUGUGGUCAGAGGCUGCUAGUGGCCAUUUAUACCUGAGUGGAAGGAGGGAGCCAUUCUUGGACUCCUGGAAUUUUUGAAGUCCUUCACCAAAGAAGCUAGACCUUAGUAUCUCUUGCUCUGAGGGUCGGAGUUCCAGCCCUUCCUCUUUGAUUUUGUUCCGUGGCAGUUGCUGUGUGCCUGCUCCCUCUGCGCCUGACUCGAGGCUUCAGAAUCUGCCCACGUCGCUCCCCAUUUUUCAGGUUGUUUUCAUCUGAUCUCCCUGAGCCUCAUCUGGAUCCUUGGGGUUAGCUCGGGGAUUUGAAGAGUGAGUUGGUAACAGGACGUGUGCUCUUUAUAGGGGUAGAAUCAGAAAGUCUUAUGGUCAGGGAAGAGAGAAGGAAGCUUUCCAGCCUUCCACUUCCCUGGAAGAGGAAGUACUUCUCUGCACCUUUGGUUGGCACCCUUCCUUCUAAGGGCGCCUAAGCACUAAAUGUGAACCUCUUCCAGGGGAUUUGGUCAAUUCCGUGAACUGUGUAGGGACCUCACCUGUUUCUCUGGUAUAUCCGCUGUCAUUUAUAGUGUUAGGAGUGUGGCCUGCAGUAUACAGAUCUUCAGCUGGCUCAGUGACCUGGGGCAAGUCAUGUAGUCUGUAGCUUCAGUUUCCUCAUUGGGAAAAUGGGAACAUUAAUACAUCUCAUAGGGCUAUUAUUGGGGAAAUGAGGUAAAAUCACAUGUAAUGUGAUGAGCACAGUGCCUGCACAUUGAAGGUACUCAGCAAAGUACCUGCCAUGACUGCCAUCCUCACCGUCGUCAUCACUGCUGCCUCUGCCUCCUCUCGGUGCUCGUCAUUGCUCUGUGGUCACCUGUUGUGUUCAGGUCCAGAGUCCCUGUGUGCCGUUCUAAAAUCCAAAGAGCUCUAAAAAUGGAUCGUUUCUAUUCAUUUGGUGGCAAAACCUGGUCUGAAAUGAUGUGACAUCCUAUCCUAUUUAUCCCAUUUAGUGUUUGCUGUGGGACUGUUAACGUGUGUGACUAGAGGGGGCACCACAGGCCUCACAGGAGUGUCACAUAGGACUAGUGAGAGACCCUGUGCUGCUUGAAUGAAUAGUAACUUGGUGUUGAGCAGCCCCUUUUCCUGAGGCAGCUGGUCUGUGUGCCGGCACGCCCACAGGUGGCCCUUCAGCCCUGGCCUGCCCUCAUGCACCUCCCUCGUGGUAGGGCCAGUGGCUAGGGUGCCCCAGAGGCGAGGGCAGACAUGACUGAGUCUGGAGUCCCUUUGUGGGAGAGGCCAACCUAGGGGCGGAGGGCGCGAGGACAUGCGGGUCAGGGAAGCCGGGUCCAGCAUCUCCUUUCCUCUUGGGGGCAGAGCAAGUUGAGCAGGACAAAGUUCCGGAGCAGCAGUGCACCUAAGGUGGGCGCUCUGGCCGUCAAUGGUCUGGCGGUUUCUGUGGGUGCUGCAGGCUGUGGGGAGAACUAAAUCCCAGGGAGGAAUCAGCUUAGGUGUCAGCACCAAAGGGGGUCGUGCAGUUGUUGUGUGAACUUGCCAGCUCUCUGCAGGGACCACCACACUGUAGAGGGAAUUGAUGAGGGGAGGCUUUAACUGGGGAGACAGGUGGAUGGUUUUUCUCCUUUAUGAUGUUGGGGGUGCUGUGGGAGAGGGGAAGGAGAACCCUCUCCACUGUUUCCGUGCAUAGUAGCAGUAACCUCUGGACACAUGAGUUAGCAAAAGGAUAUUGGAUGGGAUUUUGUUUAGGGAGCCAAGUGUGACCAAAGACUGAAACCUUGUGACUGAGGUGGUUCAGUGAGCUUAAAAGGGCUCUGAGCCUUAGAUGUCGAUUAGAUCAGAUCAAGGGGUGAGUCCUGUGUCUCCCCGACAGCGGGACUAACUGCUUUUCAGCAAACUUUAGAAAAGAUGUUUCAGACAAGAUGAACUCUACUAUCCUAGUCCUUCUGCUUCAGAUCCUAGGGGGACAGGGGACCUAGGGGGACAGGUCCACCAGCGGCCAGCCUAGGCGCUCCACCACGGAUCCUGAGUGUGCAGGAGGCUUGGGACUGGUGGCCAGGAUAUAGGUGUUCCAGGGCAGGAACUAUGCUGUUUCGGUCACUGUUUAGGAUUUAGCACUGUUUUCUGUUUACGUAGGUCUCUGAGUGGCACAAACAGCUUGCAUUUGACUACUGACCUGAAGGUUGUGCUUCGAACCCUCCCAACAGUGCCACAGUAGAAAGGCCUGGUGAUCUGCUUGCAUAAACAUUAUGGUCAAGAAAAACCUACGAAGCAGUUCUAUUCUAUGACGUGGGAUUGCCAUGAGUCAGAAUCAAGUCAAUGGCAAUGAGUAUUUGGUUUUCUGUUUAUCUACUUUUUGCUCUUCCUGAGUCACAGGGAACGAGGAGUUUGGAGCCCACUUAGGGACGGUCUCAGAAGUCAGUGGACCUUGGAGUUAAAUCUCAUUCUCCCUGGGUUGGUGAUGUGCCAGGCAGUCAUCUAGAGAUGUAGUGGUGGACAAGAUGCCCUGGUCACUGCCCUCCUGUGCUCCUGUCUCAGAGGGAAGACCAGUGAGGGAGCAGACCAUUACGACGGACAUGCUGUGAUGGGUACCCAUAGGAGGGCCUGGAUCCAGUGCACGGCGACGGGGAAGGGUUCCAGAAGAAAGCAGAGUGUGGACUGGGUCCUGAGCCAUGAUGCCCUCGCCCAGUGGAGUGGGAGGGGUUGGCAUUCUCACAGAAGGAGCAGAGGCCAGCUGGGGAAGCUCGAGUGGCACGACCUGGCUGGCCGCAGGCGAGGCCAGAGGCCAGCGGGGCCUUAUCCUGUGGCGUGGAGUGGCACAGGGGCCCAUGAGGGCCUUGCACCAGGGCAUGCUGUGGUCAGAAGCAGGGCUGAUGCCCUGGAAUAAGAUCUGGCCGCCUUGCAGCCUCCCGUUUCACCAGUGCUGUCUGUUCAUUUGCAGAACCGGGCGGUGGGUCGGCCCAAGGGGAAGCUGGGCCCGGCCUCCGCAGUGAAGUUGGCUGCGAACCGCACCACGGCGGGAGCUCGCCGGCGCCGGACGCGAUGCCGCAAGUGCGAGGCCUGCCUGCGGACGGAGUGCGGCGAGUGCCACUUCUGCAAGGACAUGAAGAAGUUCGGGGGCCCCGGGCGGAUGAAGCAGAGCUGCAUCAUGCGGCAGUGCAUCGCGCCUGUGCUGCCCCACACCGCCGUGUGCCUUGUGUGUGGCGAGGCUGGGAAGGAAGACACAGUGGAAGAGGAGGAAGGCAAGUUCAACCUCAUGCUCAUGGAGUGCUCCAUCUGCAAUGAGAUCAUCCACCCUGGAUGCCUGAAGAUUAAGGAGUCAGAGGGUGUGGUCAAUGAUGAGCUUCCAAACUGCUGGGAGUGUCCAAAGUGCAACCAUGCUGGCAAGACCGGGAAAGCCUACAAGCAAAAGCGUGGCCCAGGCUUUAAGUACGCCUCAAACCUGCCCGGCUCCCUGCUCAAGGAGCAGAAGAUGAACCGGGACAACAAGGAAGGGCAGGAGCCUGCCAAGCGGAGGAGUGAGUGUGAGGAGGCGCCCCGACGCAGGUCGGACGAGCACCCUAAGAAGGUGCCCCCAGAUGGCAUCCUGCGCCGAAAGUCUGACGACGUGCACCUGAGGAGGAAGCGGAAAUACGAGAAGCCCCAGGAGCUGAGUGGACGCAAGCGAGCCUCGACGCUUCCAACGUCCCCCGGUUCCUCCUCUCACCUUUCGCCGAGGCCCCCUCUAGGCAGCAGCCUCAGCCCCUGGUGGAGAUCCAGUCUCACUUACUUCCAGCAGCAGCUAAAAUCUGGCAAAGAAGAUAAGCUUUUCAGGAAAAAGCGGCGGUCCUGGAAGAACGCAGAGGACCGGAUGGCUCUAGCCAACAAGCCGCUCCGGCGCUUCAAGCAAGAGCCGGAGGAUGACCUGCCCGAGGCGCCCCCCAAGUCUAGGGAGAGUGACCACUCGCGCUCUAGCUCACCCACGGCUGGGCCCAGCACUGAGGGCGCAGAGGGCCCUGAGGAGAAGAAGAAGGUGAAGAUGCGCCGAAAACGGCGGCUUCCCAACAAGGAGCUGAGCAAGGAGCUGAGCAAGGAGCUCAACCAAGAGAUCCAGAAGACAGAGAACAGCCUGGCCAAUGAGAACCACCAGCCCAUCAAGUCGGAGCCCGAGAGUGAGAACGAGGAGCCCAAGCGGCCCCUGGGCUUCUGUGAGCGCCCCCACCGCUUCAGCAAGGGCCUCAAUGGCACACCCCGGGAGUUGCGGCACCAGCUGGGCUCAGGCCUGCGGAGCCCGCCCCGCGUCAUCUCCCGGCCCCCGCCCUCCGUGUCCCCACCCAAGUGCAUCCAGAUGGAGCGGCAUGUGAUCCGGCCGCCCCCCAUCAGCCCCCCACCUGACUCACUGCCCCUGGAUGACGGAGCAGCCCACGUCAUGCAUAGGGAGGUGUGGAUGGCCGUCUUCAGCUACCUCAGCCACCCAGACCUGUGUGUCUGCAUGCGGGUCUGCAGGACCUGGAACCGCUGGUGCUGCGAUAAGCGGUUGUGGACCCGCAUCGACCUGAACCACUGCAAGUCCAUCACACCCCUGAUGCUGAGUGGCAUCAUCCGGCGCCAGCCUGUCUCCCUGGACCUCAGCUGGACAAACAUCUCCAAGAAGCAGCUGAGCUGGCUCAUCAACCGGCUUCCUGGGCUCCGAGACUUGGUGCUGUCUGGCUGCUCGUGGAUCGCAGUCUCGGCCCUCUGCAGCUCCAGCUGUCCACUGCUCCGGACCCUGGAUGUCCAGUGGGUGGAAGGACUCAAGGACACGCAGAUGCGAGAUCUCCUGUCCCCUCCCACGGAUAACAGGCCAGGUCAGAUGGACAAUCGGAGCAAGCUGCGGAACAUCGUGGAGCUGCGCCUCGCGGGCCUGGACAUCACGGAUGCCUCUUUGCGGCUCAUCAUCCGCCACAUGCCCCUGCUCUCCAAGCUCCACCUCAGUUACUGUAACCAUGUCACCGACCAGUCCAUCAACCUGCUCACCGCCGUGGGCACCACCACCCGAGACUCCUUAACAGAAAUCAACCUGUCAGACUGCAAUAAGGUCACUGAUCAGUGCCUGUCCUUCUUCAAACGCUGUGGAAAUAUCUGUCAUAUUGACCUAAGGUACUGCAAGCAAGUCACCAAGGAAGGCUGUGAGCAGUUCAUAGCUGAAAUGUCUGUGAGCGUCCAGUUUGGGCAAGUGGAAGAAAAACUCCUGCAAAAACUGAGUUAGUCCAAGGUCAAACCACGGGACGAUUCCAUUUUGCAAGUCUUGCCAAGGAAAAAGCUGUCCCACCAGCCAUUUCUGGAAUGAGUGAGCCAGACCCUUUCCUUGGGUCUUUCUGAACCGUGACUGCACUGCUUUCUGGACCAUUUCUGUGGCAGCCCUGAGCGAGAAGACCUUCCCAUCGGUGGGGUAUGGGGCCUGGAGGACUUCUCUUAUUUCAGCCUGAGUUUGGGCGUUUUGGUGGUGGCGUCUGGUUUUCUGUUUGUGAACACCUCAUUCCCGACAGCUCCGAGGCUCCUGGCGUCCUCAUAAAGUGGACCACGCACCACUUCUCUGCCGCAGUCUCAACGCAUUUUUUUCUGUUUGGUUUUGUUACAUCUUACAUUAUGCAGAACUAUUUUUGUACAAAUUGUUAAAAGUUAUUUAUGCAAGGUUUGAAUGCAUAGCAGUGUUUUUAUUGUUUUGAGAUUGCCAGCCUUCGUGGUUUCCUCAAGGUAGGAGAGAGCUUCACCUGAACUUC
Trichechus manatus latirostris (Florida manatee) is the source of this 7537-nucleotide messenger RNA. RefSeq names its product lysine demethylase 2B (gene KDM2B). The transcript is spliced from 12 exons. Gene Ontology annotation, biological process: protein demethylation; regulation of transcription by RNA polymerase II. NCBI's taxonomy places the organism in Eukaryota, Metazoa, Chordata, Mammalia, Sirenia, Trichechidae. Gene Ontology annotation, molecular function: transcription coregulator activity; histone demethylase activity; protein binding. The record is from RefSeq and is a predicted model, not a curated record. The coding region runs from base 4900 to 7023 and encodes 707 amino acids.